ACCGACUCUUUUUUUUUCGCUGCCCUGCAGAGAUCGGACGACCAUCGUCAUUUUUCAUUCACUCACUCUGCUCUGGCUACUCUUUUCUGCUGGUUGAUUUCGACAUCAGCAGCAGCGCAAGCAGACACUCGCACAAUCAGAAAUAUCGAACAGUGUUUUCGGGGAAAAAGUGAAAAUUCGACGGAAUAUCCUACUUGGGACAGUGCUGUGAAUUUGCGUGCACGCGUUUUGAAGCGGAAUUUACGACAACGGUUUGGGCUGCUGCGGCGGAUCCCGUCGUCUGGUGUUUUGCUGCGUGGCGUCGCGAUUCGCGAAUCGACGACGACGGAAUAAAAGCAGCACGCACCCAGAAGCAGCCGAAGAAAAAUAGUGCAGAAAUUUUUCGCUGGAAUAAAUUUUAAAAUAUCUUACGACGAAUGCGAGAAGGUUGAUGAAAAACGCGUAGCCCCAUCACAGGGAAGGCCAAAGAAGAGGAGGAAAAAGAAGGCCCUAUUGUGUGUUUGCUGUCCCGUCGUCUUCGCGUUGUGAGUAGUGUUGGAAACGUGCGUCUGUAUCUGUAUCUGAGUGUUGUUUUUGAUCGAAUUCAAUGUCUGGGGGCCCCAAAAGCAGCGAAAAAAGUGGAUUAUUCAGCAUUGUAAAUAUUUUUCCAAUGCGCUGCUUGGGUGAUGGCUGCUGUUUGCAUCUGUUGCGUGAAGAAAGUGUUUCAUAAUACGAUUUUUCUGGGCAGAGGAUAGUGUUCUAGGUGGAAGUACCCGUUUAGCGAGCUAUCAAGAGACCAAAAUGUGGCCAAUUAAUGGUGGAUGUAGCUGAAAAAUCGUCACACAGUUCCACGAAAAACCAGCCAGGCAGGAAGGAAGCAAUAGGAGAAGACGAAAAAGUAGAAGCAGAACCUCGCACCUCGAAGGCCGAAUUGCGACUUUGUGUGGAUUAUUCUCACUGUAGAGGAACGGAGCAGCAUAAACGAUUUUACUGAAGCUUCAUCGUCACAGACCUCUCGUACCCGCCAUUUCCAGGAGCUCGAUACAAAGAUCGAAAAUUGAUGAGCUCCGAAACCACCAUCAGUCUGUGUUGAAAUCCCGCAUCAGAGAAUGGCAGAAAAAUGCAUCGUCACAAUUAAGGAAGAGCAGCAGCUUCACCAGCAAUGCCCCAGCCCACUGGGGGAGAUCACAAAUGAUUCCGACCCGCUGACCGGUACGCCCACGACGAUCAUCACCCCGGCAGUGACUACCGCGAUCAGCCUGUCAUCGACGACGGAAUCCGCCUCAUCGACACCCACUCAAUCCGGUACGAUUGAUUGCGACGAGCAGGAGGAAAGCGGCGGACAGCAGCGUGGAAAGGAUGGUUAUGCGUGGUUCUAUCCGGACAAAGGUGUCGUUGCCGGAAACCAGAUCCACCUGGAAACGCCAACUGUCGAGGAGAAAAGCAACGGCGGGCUGAAUCUAGCGAAACCAAAGCGGCUGAGCGAUGAGUUCUACUCGGCCGAUGAUGACUACGACGAGGACGAAGACGACGAAAUGGUUGGCCGCGGUGGUAACAGUAGUAACAGUAGCGGCAGCAGCAGUAUAACUGGAAUCAGCAAAAAUGUCGUGGGUGACGGAGAUUGUGAAGCGCAUGCUAGUUUGAAUGAGAUUAAAAACCUGAGCAUCACAAAUGGUGUUGCCGAGCCUGGGGACGAUCGAUACGAGCAGGACGAAAACUCGAUCUCCGAUCCAAUCUAUAUCAGUGAGGAGACUUCGUCGUGCAGUAGUGGCCAUCAGCGGAUGAUUGGUGAAGAAUUGUCCGUCAGAGCACAGGAGACUGAAGAGCAAAACCGGCAACAGCCUCUGGAAAUGGAACAGGAGGAAAUAGCCGAGGAUGAAGGUGUUGUCGCGCUGGAAGAUGACCUCGAUGGAGUUGACGGCGACGACGAUGCUGAUGUGGAUGAGGAUGAUCUUCAUGAUGUGCAAUCAAUCGAUGCAAUCGAACGUCGGGAUUUUGAACAGGAACAAAAACUGACUGGCGGGAUUAUAAUUAAAAAUAGCGCUUUGAUACCCGAUAACCAUAGACUGAAUUUAGAGUUUAUAAGUAGAUUUAGUAGGAUGCGCAACGAUGCAUUGGCGAAGAAAUCUCAGCCGGACGGCAAGGUUCAGCUUACGACAACGCCAACUAGCAGUAGGAACGCGUACAAGAAUGGUAGUAGUAAUCCAUCUAGUUCUAAUAGCACUAGUAAUAAGGAACAAAACAGUAAUAGUACAACAAAGUCAGCGUUAAAAGUGAACCUGUCAGCUAGUCUAGAUAGUUACUGCGCAGCUACCGAAGCCGUAAAUGAAACGGAUAUGGCCGACGGUCCUUCCUGUUCUUCCUCGAUGGCUUCGUCCUCGUCUUCUUCGGCCUCCAGUAGCAGUAAGGCACAACAUCGUCAGCAGCAGCAGCAGCAGCAAAUUGAUGAAAUCUUCAACAGCAACUCCAACGAUAGCCUUUCGUCCGAUCGUUCGAUAUUCAUCCCCAACCUACAAGCUUUGAAGGCAUCUGCCAAGGACUGUCCAACAGCUCCCAACAGUAGCGGUGUGAAUGAACCCGGCACAUCAUCUUCCUCUUCUUCGCCGUCACCUACAUCGGCCAGCUGUUCCGCUGGUCCUUCAACAUCUGGAACAACCAAACCACCUUCGGAUUGCAGUUUAGCGUCAUGUGCUACCUCGGUCAUCAAACAAACUGGAGAGUGCAGCAAAAACAUCAACCAUCAUCCACUUCCUUCAACGAGCACCAGCAAUUCUUCGUUGUUUUCCUUCAGUUGUCCAUUCGACAGUGCCGAUCGCGAAAACGACGAAGCUUGCAGCUCUAGCAACGUAUCCCUUGGCAGAUUUCCAUCCAAUGGAUCGAAUUUUGCCGAUAACAUUGCCGAUGAAGUGGAACCCUCCAGCUCGUCACAUCGAACCCGCCAACCCCAACUUCAUCACGAACAUAAUCACAUUGAAGAUCCCCUACUAGAACCGUCACAACUAUCGAUGCCACCGGAGCUAGCCGCUGCGGCGGCUGUCGUCGACCACGAGUGCGACGAAGAUAAUUGGGCCGACUGUGAGGAAGGUUCCGACGAAGAGGUAUGUACCUGUAGAGACUACACCGACGAUGAAGGUAACGGAGGCCAUGGUGCCGGUGGACACGCCAGCAGCGAAGACGAACUGCCAUCCCGAGAUGUCGAUCUGUCCAGCUAUACUCACAUGGAUGCCGCCGAGGACAUUCUCGCUCACGAUCCGAACACCACCGGUGGGGCGACGAACGCCACCGGAAGCAACGCACAAACCCCAAGACUGCACCGGAAGCGCAAGCUCACCGAGAACCGGAUCCUGUUCGGAAGCGGCGGUAGCCGGGUUUCGACGGGAACGGCCGGAGAUGUCACCGGUGGUGGGCUAGGCAAUCACAGCGAUAGCCCCAGCACCGAAUCGCUUAACUACAACAGCCGGAAACGAUUAGCUUUAGAUAGUACCAGUUCGCCGCGAACGCUACGCAGUCCGUCUAAUCUAACUACGACGCCAACAUCAUCCUCUUCGCUGGGAGAACGGAAGACUCCCAGAAGCGUAAUCCCUACCAAAGAUAAUCCUCCUCCGGAACUGAACGAUUGGCUGCAACAGUUUCAGCGAUGGACACCGGUCGAGCGUCUGGUGGCAGUGGACAUGCUAAUCGAGCACUGCGAACCGACCCAGGUCCGACACAUGAUGAAGGUCAUCGAACCGCAGUUCCAGCGCGAUUUCAUAUCGCUCCUACCGAAGGAACUGGCCCUGCAGGUCCUGUCCUAUCUGGAUCCGAUGGAUCUGCUUCGGGCAGCCCAAACGUGCCGCAGUUGGCGCUUCCUAGCGGACGAUAACCUCUUAUGGAAGGAAAAGUGCAAGGAAGCGAUUAUCGUGAUGGACGUCACCGGCGGCGAUCGUCCCAAGCGAGGCCGAGCCGGCAAUAUGCCACCGAUUUCUUCGCCCUGGAAGGCGGCCUACAUGCGACAGCACAUCAUCGAGAUGAACUGGCGCUCGAGACCGAUACGCACCGCGAAGGUGCUGAAGGGCCACGACGACCACGUUAUCACGUGCCUUCAGUUCUGCGGGAACCGCAUCGUGUCCGGUUCCGACGACAAUACGCUCAAAGUGUGGUCCGCCAUCACCGGAAAGUGCCUUCGAACACUGGUUGGUCACACGGGUGGUGUCUGGUCGUCUCAGAUGUCCGGCAAUAUCAUCAUCUCCGGCAGUACCGACCGAACUCUGAAGGUGUGGAACGCCGAAACCGGUCAGCUGCUGCAUACCCUGUACGGACAUACGUCGACGGUUCGUUGUAUGCAUUUACACGGAAAUAAAGUCGUCAGCGGUUCCCGCGAUGCAACGCUGCGCGUUUGGGAUGUUGACGAAGGCACCUGCCUGCACGUGUUGGUCGGCCAUUUGGCUGCCGUUCGAUGUGUUCAGUACGAUGGAAGACUGGUGGUUUCCGGGGCGUACGAUUAUAUGGUGAAAGUAUGGAACCCGGAGCGACAGGAGUGUCUGCAUACGUUGCAAGGGCACACCAAUCGCGUCUAUUCGCUGCAGUUUGAUGGCAUCCACGUGGUGUCCGGUUCGUUGGAUACAUCGAUACGUGUAUGGGAUGCGGAGACGGGUAGCUGCAAGCACGCCCUGAUGGGCCAUCAGAGUUUGACUUCGGGCAUGGAGCUCAGAUCGAACAUUUUGGUAUCAGGUAAUGCCGACUCUACGGUAAAAGUAUGGGACAUCAUCACUGGUCAGUGCUUGCAAACGUUAUCGGGUCCCAACAAGCACCAGUCGGCCGUCACCUGUUUGCAGUUCAACUCCCGCUUCGUGAUUACCAGCUCCGAUGAUGGUACCGUCAAACUGUGGGAUGUCAAGACCGGAGAGUUCAUUCGCAAUCUGGUCGCUCUGGAGUCUGGCGGUUCCGGAGGCGUAGUGUGGCGAAUUAGAGCCAACGAUACAAAACUGAUCUGCGCGGUCGGUUCGCGCAAUGGAACGGAAGAAACCAAACUGUUGGUACUCGACUUCGACGUAGAAGGUGCCUGUUUGAAAUGCUCAUAAGUUCUGAAUAAGUAUACUCUUUAAAAAAAACCCUCUACCUUAGAAUCCCUUUCUGUGCUGUUCUGCCUUUUUCUCGAGACGCGUUGAUCAUUUCUUUGAUUAACUCAAUUUAUACGUUGAUUCUAAAAAAAAUAAGGUGAACAGAAGAAAACUACCAUCAUGUCAUCAACCACCAUAUCAACUUCAAAACAUCACAGCGCAAAAAAUUGCCACCCAACCUUUAUAAUUAGAAAUAUCAUCAUGAAUUAUUGUAAAUGUUUCAAAUUGUUAUAUAAAUUAUUAGUAUACAUAUCAAUACCUAAUUCUCUAAGUUCUGCGACAAAUUACUGGUAUUCAUUUACCACCCCAAUCAUUGGUAUUUAAGGACAAGGUUGGUAGAAUCCACUAAUGGCCGUUGUCAUGGCUGAUUUUCCUUAUAAAAUCAGCCAUGAUAGCGGCCAUUUGUGGAUUCUAUAAAUCUUGUCCUUAACUGGAAAAUUUCGUGGAACUCAUGGAAAAGAUUCCAAUUUCAACGAAUUUGUUGAAUUCAAGUUUUACUAUUUUUUCUCGUGCAGCUUUUCGAUGAGUGUGAUACACUAAGAAAAGUUUGCAUGUAGUCUCCAUUUUUGUAUUUUACAUAACAUUGAUGUUAUCACGUUAAUUCUAUGAGAUUUUGGCUUAUUAUAAAAGUGUUAUGAAAAUUCACAAAACCAAGUGAAAUUUUUUUUCAGCGUGUUCUGUGACUCAACGUUUCAAGCAAUUAAUUCAAUUUAAAAACAAAAAUAAACAAACUGACUGGUGAUUGGCAACGUGAUGGUAGCUAUAAUUAUCACACCUGGGCAAAGGUAACAGAAAGGCAUAGCUGUAGUGAUGAAGGGAAGAAAAAUCAUCGGAAAUUGUCCCUGAUAGGGCCAAAACUAAAAAAUUUAAAUAAAUACCAUAGUAAGAAAAUGCUUCGAAAUGAUACAACAACAACAAAAAAGUUGAACCAAUUGAAUAAUCGAAACCGGAGAACCCUACCGAACGUGUUCACGUCCUGCCGUACUGUUGUUUUCCACACACACUGCGAGCGAUUGUUUGCUUUGAAUUUGUUAAACUUUGUUUCCUUGUUGAGUUUAACGAAAUGCGUAUGUGUGUGUGUUUGUUUUCUAGCGCACAUAUAAUUUCUCGAUGGCGCCGCGCGCUACCAAUAUAGCACCUACCUAUUAUCUAUGUUUUCUCUUUUAUUACGAAACAGAAUACGUUGAUUUUCCCCAAACUUUAUAUUGUUCUCUAUGAGUUCUAACUACCUUCUGUGUUGUGAAGUAAGGCAACUCAAUUUAGCUCGCUGUGGAAACUUUAAAACAGGGCGACCGUUUCGGUUUAUCUUCUCCGAAUAAUUGCAGUGUUCGAUUCGAUCAAUGGGCAGGACAACAAAUGCUUUAACCAAUUAACGAUACAGCUUACGCUUUAGUUUUUAGUUCCCAAUCCUCCAUUUUCCGAAGGUGUCGAGCAUACUGAUUGAACUGGCGCAAACUUAUCAUAAACGAUGAAUUAGAAAGUCAAUAGCAGAAGUGACGGGAAA
Messenger RNA from Ochlerotatus camptorhynchus, 6582 nucleotides. RefSeq names its product F-box/WD repeat-containing protein 7-like. The transcript has 10 exons. The coding region runs from base 1089 to 5039 and encodes 1316 amino acids. Lineage: Eukaryota; Metazoa; Arthropoda; Insecta; Diptera; Culicidae. The record is from RefSeq and is a predicted model, not a curated record. Gene Ontology annotation, molecular function: protein binding.